GCGGCGCCGCCGCCAAGCUCCGUCCGCGUGCCAGUCGAGUCAGCCAAGGAGGCGUCCGGGCGGGCGCGGCGCGGCGCGGCAGCGAUGGGGAACGCGGUAGCUCGGGAGGACUUCGAGUGGGUUUAUACGGACCAGCCCCACGCCGAUCGCCGCAAAGCGAUCCUAGCUAAACAUCCAGAAAUAAAAGCUUUAAUGAAGCCAGACUACAACUUGAUCUGGGUGGUUGUACUGAUGGUUCUUGGGCAGUUGAUUGCAUUUUAUCUAGUUAAAGACUUGGACUGGAAAUGGGUUAUGUUCUGGGCGUACGUUUUUGGCAGCUGCAUCAGUCACUCAAUGACUCUGGCUAUUCAUGAGAUCUCUCACAAUAGUGCCUUUGGCAACUGCAGAGCUAUGUGGAAUCGGUGGUUUGGAAUAUUUGCCAAUCUCCCUCUUGGCCUCCCAUACUCUAUAUCUUUCAAGAGAUACCACAUGGAUCAUCAUCGCUAUCUAGGAGGUGAUGGAAUUGAUGUGGACAUUCCUACUGACUUUGAAGGCUGGUUUUUCUGUACUCGUUUUAGGAAGUUCAUAUGGAUUGUUCUUCAGCCCUUUUUCUAUGCUAUUCGACCUCUCUGCAUUAAUCCCAAACCAAUUUCUCGAUUGGAAAUCAUCAACUUGUUGGCUCAGCUCUCUUUUGAUGUUGUAAUAUACUACUACUUGGGAAUUAAAUCCGCCUUCUACAUGCUUGCAGGAUCAAUACUUGGACUGGGAUUGCACCCAAUUUCAGGACACUUCAUAGCUGAACAUUAUAUGUUCUUAAAGGGACAUGAGACUUACUCCUAUUAUGGGCCACUUAAUUUGCUCACUUUUAAUGUUGGCUACCACAAUGAACACCAUGACUUUCCCAAUAUUCCUGGCAAGAACCUUCCAUUGGUGAAGAAAAUAGCAGCUGAAUACUAUGAUCAUCUUCCACAAUAUAACUCCUGGAUAAAAGUGCUUUAUGACUUUGUGAUGGAUGACUCAAUCAGCCCUUACUCACGCAUGAAAAGGAAAUUAAAGGGUGAUGUGAAACAGGAUUAAACUUCUGCCAACCAAAAGACUCUGCAAAGCAAGAUCUGGGAUAUUUUCAAGUAGCUGGUACAAGGAAUUCUUGCUAAAGAAGCUUAUUUGUAUCCUGAAUUACUAAAUUUCAGACAUCUACAAGAAUGCAUUAGUGUAUCCUAAAACAGACCUCUUCAGACUAAUUAGACUACCAUUCUAAUUAGACAUUAGCCUAAACAUUCUAACAGUCAUUAGUGUAAUAUACAAAACACAUGAUUUAAUAUGCUCAAUCUAUGUGUAAAAUAGUAUAAGUUUGUUUUAGAAUAUGUAUUUCACAGCUGCUAACAAAUCUUGUACUCAAACACCUGUUUCUGGCUUGUCUAGACCUAUAAAAGAUACUUCAAAAUAUUUACACUUCUGGCUUGUCCUAUGCUGCCCAUUCCAUGCUCAUAACUUAGUCAAUUAUGGUAUUAAAGUUCAUACUUGAUAAGCUUAAUUCUAAGCUAACAUUAACUUAAGUCUUGUUUCAUUAAAUGUGAUUUCAACUUAUUUCUGUCUCAACUUCUUGGGGGUGGGCAGUAGGGGAGAAAAUAACCAUCUAAACCGCAGUUAGUCAGUGAGUGAAUCUGCCUUGUUGGCUCAUUCACUGCUGAACUAAAGCAGUGGCAGAUCCAGGUUUUAUCAGUAAUGACAACUGUACUACCACUAGUAUUGAAAACUAAUUCAGGAGGCUGAGUACCAGGGGGUAGCUGGGUUAGUCUGUAUCCACAAAAACAACAGGAAGGCCCGUGGCAUCUUAAAGACUAACAGAUUUGUUUGGGCAGAAGCUUUUGUGGGCUAGAACCCACUUCAUCAAAUGUGUGGAGUGAAAAUUACAGAUGCAGGCAUUAUACUGACACAUGAAGAAAAGGGAGUUACCUCACAAGUAGAGACACUGCCAAUGAUGGUGCUGCCCCCACUUACCAUAAAAAAAAAAAUUAAAUUCCCAAGCUGCCUCUAGCUAGCUGGGACCCAGUCGUGGAUUGCUAAAAUCAGGUAGCCUGGACUUAACCCUACCCCUUCCAAAGAGGGAUCCUUAUGUCAUUAGCAUUUCCCAUUGGUUAGUGUAGGUGCUCCCUGCCUAGUGUACUUGUUUCUGUGGAUCCUAUUCUAAGAUGCCUCUCUUCCCCAUUCAUUGGGUAGGCAGCCUGCAGGCCUAAUUCAGCUUUGGCAAUUGGUGUUCCUGAGAUUGUUCAGGCAUCUGACAUUAGCUGCUCUGAUGCUCUGCAUUGCAAUGCCUGAGUCUCUUCAUAGAUCCCACCCUUAGGGCUGCCCUUAUGAUUGACAGAUUUUAUGACAUACUUAUUCCAUCUAGAAAAUGUAAUUACUUCAGAUAAUUAGGAAAAAUAUCACCUGAGGUAUACAGAUGACUAGGUGCCUCCUGAACAGGGAAAUAUAGCUAUUGUAACCAGUUUUUCAUAGAAUAUCAAGGUUGUAAGGGACCUCAGGAGGUCAUCUAGUCCAACCCCCUGCUCAAAGCAGGACCAAUCCUCAAUUUUUGCCCUGAUCCCUACAUGACCCCCUCAAGGAUUGAACUCACAACCCUGGGUUUAGCAGGUCAAUGCACAAACCACUGAGCUAUCCCUCAUUUGUGCACAUUUAAUGAUGAUAAAAUAAAGAAUUAAAAACUAAACUGCAUUAAUACAAAAACCUUUCCCAUAUAUUGUAGGUUAGUAUCUACUUAGAAAUAUGUCUGGAGAACAGGAAGUGGGCUCUGUAAAUUUCUGCAUCUUCUAAUCCUGCCUCUCUCCUUUUCACUGCCAUCUCUCUUUAAAAAAAAUGCAGAUACCUUAGAUAUGUUCUGUGAAGAAUAAUUGAUAUAAAAACAGAAAAUUAUGCUGAUGCCCCUUCUGCCAUUUUAGAGUGAUUGUUUAUAGGGCCAGAUUUCUAAAGGCACCAAGAGGGCUUUUUCAAAAGUGCCUAGUUGCACCUUUAAAAAUCUGACCCAAAACAGCAGUCCCAAACUUGCAUGUCUGUCAUCAAUUGCCUCCAUUAAGUGGUGGUCUUUACAACAGAGGCUGAAAAACCAUUUUGGCCUGUGUUUCCAUUCUUUUGCCCUUCUCAAGCCACUUUAAAAGGGUCUGAUUGCUAUAGGAGUAGAUGCUUAUUUUUUGAAUAGUGACCUUGUGAUUAUGGGUGCCCAACUUGAGUCACUUUUAAAAAUUUAGGCCUGUCUGAAUUUGGUUAAUUCAUAAAUAUUAGUGGCUUAAAUUUACAGCCUCCCUACAAAAGUUUAGGUACUUACAACAAAUUAACUUAUUUGGGGCCUAUGACAAAAUAGCUGGCUUAGUGUACCAUGUAACUGCAAUCACUUUUUUUUCCUAACUAUGCUUUCUUUACAGCAGUAUAGUCAGCUAAGUUCAGUACUUAAAGGUAAACCUAUAAAUAAAUGCUUUUGGAUAACACUGGAAAA
Messenger RNA from Caretta caretta (loggerhead turtle), 3469 nucleotides. RefSeq names its product delta 4-desaturase, sphingolipid 1 (gene DEGS1). The record is from RefSeq and is a predicted model, not a curated record. NCBI's taxonomy places the organism in Eukaryota, Metazoa, Chordata, Testudines, Cheloniidae. Gene Ontology annotation, molecular function: sphingolipid delta-4 desaturase activity. Gene Ontology annotation, biological process: ceramide biosynthetic process. Gene Ontology annotation, cellular component: membrane.